Messenger RNA from Ficedula albicollis (Collared flycatcher), 916 nucleotides. RefSeq names its product potassium calcium-activated channel subfamily M regulatory beta subunit 4 (gene KCNMB4). Bases 1 to 636 code for a protein of 211 amino acids. Lineage: Eukaryota; Metazoa; Chordata; Aves; Passeriformes; Muscicapidae. Gene Ontology annotation, biological process: detection of calcium ion; potassium ion transport. The record is from RefSeq and is a predicted model, not a curated record. The transcript has 3 exons. Gene Ontology annotation, molecular function: calcium-activated potassium channel activity; potassium channel regulator activity. Gene Ontology annotation, cellular component: membrane; voltage-gated potassium channel complex.
AUGGCGAGGAGCCGGGCGGCUUACGAGUACACGGAGGCGGAGGACAAGAGCAUGCGGCUGGGUUUCCUGCUCAUCGCCGCCGGCUUGCUUUCCCUCCUGGGUCUGGGCUGCUGCUGGCUGCGCCCGGCGCUGCAGGAGCGGGGCGGCGGCGGCUCCGCCAACUGCACGGUGCUGGCGGUGCGGCAGCUGGGGGAGCGCUUCGCCUGCACCUUCUCCUGCGGGGCCGCCUGCCGCGGCACCGCCCGCUACCCCUGCCUGCAGGUGCUGGUCCGCACCUCCCGCUCCUCCGCGCCCGCCCUGCUCCAUGAGGACGAGCGGCAGCUGCGCACCAACCCCAAGUGUUCAUACAUCCCUCCCUGUGCAAGAGACGAUCAGGAGAACUCUGAGAACGUCACGUACAAGCAGAAAUACUGGAAAGAGAAAGUGGGUUCUCAACCAUUUACAUGCUAUUUUAACCAGCACUUGAGGCCGGAUGAUGUGAUGCUGAAGCGCACCCACGAUGAGACUGUUCUCUUGCACUGCUUCCUCUGGCCCGUGGUGACUUUCCUGGUUGGAGUCCUCAUCGUGGUCCUGACCAUCUGUGCCAAGAGCUUGGCUGUCAGGGCAGAGGCAAUAAAAAAGAAGAAGCAUUUGUGAGUGGCAAGGCUGCUCAUGGAAAAGAAAAACCUGCAAGAAGGUCUCAGGUGGGGCAACCUGGCACACCUGCAGGUCUGCAGGGACACCCAGCUGCGUCUCCUUCCAGGGUCUGAUCUGUGGUGGAGCUGCUCUUGUCUCAGGAUUGUUCUUGGGAGAUUGCCCCGUGAAAUGCCAGCUAAUUGCUUCUUCUGCUAUGGCACUAAAUAAGUAUAUUCUACCAAAAAAAAAGAGAAAAUCUACACUGCACCAAAUAUGCUGUGUGCUGUUAGUGCUGAAGAGU